AUGGACUCCCUCAAGAACGCCGCCCAGAACAAGCUUGGCAAGGACUCUCAGCCCGGCAACAACGUCGAGCGCUCCGCCGAUAACGCCGUCGACCAACAGGUCGACAACGCAACCGGCCAGGCCGGCGUGCCCUCAUCAACCAACAACACCAUCAACGAUGCUGUUAACAAGAAGGUCAACGAGAAGAUCCCCGGCGGCAACUAA
Messenger RNA from Diaporthe citri, 204 nucleotides. RefSeq lists its product as uncharacterized. The record is from RefSeq and is a predicted model, not a curated record. NCBI's taxonomy places the organism in Eukaryota, Fungi, Ascomycota, Sordariomycetes, Diaporthales, Diaporthaceae. Bases 1 to 204 code for a protein of 67 amino acids. The transcript is spliced from 2 exons.